Octodon degus (degu) is the source of this 913-nucleotide messenger RNA. RefSeq names its product proproteinase E. Gene Ontology annotation, molecular function: serine-type endopeptidase activity. NCBI's taxonomy places the organism in Eukaryota, Metazoa, Chordata, Mammalia, Rodentia, Octodontidae. Bases 1 to 849 code for a protein of 282 amino acids. The transcript has 8 exons. Gene Ontology annotation, biological process: proteolysis. The record is from RefSeq and is a predicted model, not a curated record.
AUGCUGUGGCUGCUGAGUUCCCUUCUCCUUGUGGCCCUUGCCUCAGGCGGCCGCCACCCCUCCCACGGCCCCUCUGGCCGCGUGGUCAAUGGUGAGGAUGCUGUUCCCUACAGCUGGCCAUGGCAGGUCUCCUUGCAGUAUGAGAAGGACGGGACCUUCCGCCACACCUGCGGUGGCACCCUCAUUGCCCCCAAUUGGGUCCUGACUGCAGGCCACUGCAUCUCGACAUCCCUGACCUACCAGGUGGUGCUGGGCGAGUAUGACCGGAGUGUAAAGGAGGGGCCUGAGCAGGUGAUCCCCAUCAACGCUGGCGACCUCUUUGUGCAUCCACGCUGGAGCAGUUACUGUGUAGCCUGUGGCAAUGACAUCGCCCUGGUCAAGCUGUCACGCAGUGCUGAGCUGGGGGACAAUGUCCAGCUGGCCCAGCUCCCUCCCGCUGGUGAAAUCCUGCCUGAUGAAGCACCCUGCUAUAUCACUGGCUGGGGCCGCCUCUACACCGAUGGGCCUCUCCCAGACAAGCUGCAGCAGGCCCUGCUGCCCGUAGUGGACCAUAAGCGCUGCUCCAAGUGGGACUGGUGGGGCCUUUCUGUGAGGAAAACAAUGGUGUGCGCCGGCGGGGACAUCCAGUCUGUGCGCUUAGCCCAGCACACAGCUCAGCCCCCACUCUGGUGGUUCCAGGGUGACUCUGGAGGACCCCUCAACUGCCCCACCGAGGAGGGCAGCUGGCAGGUCCAUGGGGUGACCAGCUUCGUUUCUGGCUUGGGCUGCAACACCCUCAAGAAGCCCACGGUGUUCACACGAGUCUCGGCCUUCAUUGACUGGAUCGAGGAGACCAUUGCCAGCAACUAGGACCAGGCCCAGCUGGCUGAGCGGUCCACAUCCUGCAAUCAGAAUAAAGGUGUCUCUGCAAGCC